Molecule: messenger RNA, 2620 nt
Organism: Formica exsecta
Lineage: Eukaryota; Metazoa; Arthropoda; Insecta; Hymenoptera; Formicidae
Product: Golgi resident protein GCP60
Exons: 4
Coding region: 975-2420 (481 amino acids)
Cellular component (GO): Golgi membrane
Molecular function (GO): fatty-acyl-CoA binding
Source: RefSeq, a predicted model, not a curated record
AAGAAGGGAAAGAAGUAAAAGAUAUUAGAAACUCGAUGUAUAUAUUUACUUUUUUUUCUUAUUUUUACACAUAAUUUUCAAUGAUAAUUAAUAUUCUCGAGAAAGGAGAUACUAUAAGAAUGCGAAAAUAUUAUAGCUGCUUGGAGAUAGAUAUAAAACAACAGAUUGCUAUUACCAAUUAAUUAAUUAAAUAUUUUUUGCCAUCAAAAUUAUAUAUAUACUGCGUAUCACCUGUGUAUUUUAAAUCAUAUUUUCUUACAUCGUUUGUGUUAGUGCAUAUCAUCUUCGAGCGAUAGAAAAAAAAAGAAAGAAAAAAAGACAUACGUACGCAUCAAUAAUAAAUUCAAGCGACACUACUCGUUCGAUACCUUUCUUAGGCUAUAAGAUAUCCCGGAGGGGCAGUUUUCCAUGAACUUUUCUAUUUAUUCCGUUGUAUCGAACCGCGUGCAUGUUAUCGGGAAGAGAAGAAAACGCGCGGGGCAUACAUGUAAAGACGUAAAUAUGCGUCUCUCCGAGGGUCGUCGGUCGUUCUCGUAUGUAUGUAUACCGUGUAUGAAACACAUACAAGAUACGUAUCCGUCAUCAUCGACACGGUGGACGGUGUACUAUAUACCGCAUAGGCGGAGCAAGGCAGAGGACGGCACUGACGGUUGACAGCUGACGGCAGUCGCAGGUCGCAGGUAGCAGUACGCAGACUACAGAACAGAAACAGGCUACGCAGUACCUACUUAUAUCGUUCGCACAGCGUAACGAGUAACGAAUCUUCGUCGUUCGCGACACCGCUGGUUUUUCCCGCGGGUUUUUUUAUCUGAAAAAUUCUUAUCGUACCUAUAUCGUCGCGCUGUAUAUCGUUCGUCAUGCCGCACGCGAGAUAAUGUCACGGUCCGCUGUUGGACGGUCGCGCUCGCCGACGGAGACGAGGUUAGGCGCGCGCGAUUUAUUAUCAAUCCUGACGUGUCAGACACGAAGCGCAAAUGGCGGCCGAGGAGGAUGUGUCCGCGCUCGGCGAGCGGGUCGACAAGCUUAGCGUUUCCGCGACGACGACGGACGAGGACGAUGAGGCGGCGGGCAAGGUCGAGAGUGAUGCCGAGAAUGGUGACGAAAAAAUCUGCGAGCCCCGACUCUGGGACUUUGAGACACGAGAGCUCUACAAACUCGCGCACAACUUCUAUAAAGAGAAAGAGGGCAAGGCUGUUCAUCUCUCUUAUGAGGAUAAAUUGAAAUUGGUGGCAUUCACGCAGCAAGUGACGCAUGGAAAAUGUACAGCCGAAAAUGCACCACCGUUAGGUGUCCUGGACGUGAUUGGAAGGGACAGGCGAUUGGCGUGGCAAAAUCUGGGGGAUAUAUCAAAGGAACAAGCAAUGGAGGGUUUUAUAGUACUGUUGGACAAAUUGUGCCCUUUAUUUAGAACCGUAGUCGAAGCUCAGAAAAGAGACUUUGAAGAGAAACAGCGACUUAAGAAGGAGGACGAGGCCAAAAAGCUGGAUGAGGAAAGGAAACUUAAGGAGUUGGAGGAGGAGAGGAAAAAGCAAGAAGAGGAAAGACUGAAGGAGGAGACUCAAAGAAGACAAAUCCAAGAUGCUUUGAAUCAGCAGACUUAUUAUCAGUUUAAAGUGUACGCUGAACAACAAUAUCCUGGCAAUCCAGAGCAGCAGGGCGUUCUGAUCAGGCAGUUGCAGGAACAACAUUAUCAUCAGUACAUGCAGCAAUUGAAACAGAAUCAAUUAGUCAUCGAGGACCAGACCGAGGAGGAGAAGAAGAAAAACAUCGAACCAGAGGACAUAACGUGCAAAGAUGACGAUGACGAUAACAAGGACGACACAAACGAAAAUGCGCCUUUGAACGAUGAAGACUCGGAUGAGUUUGAAGACUGGCCGCCUAUCACUCCCGCGGAGAUGUGGACGAGAAAGGGCGUAGAAGAAUUUAAGCAGAUCAUCAGGAGAGAAGCAGGCGACGCGGUCAUUAAAGUCGGUCAUGGCGAGACUGUAACGGUGCGAGUGCCAACGCAUGAGGAUGGUACGUGCUUAUUCUGGGAAUUCGCGACGGACGGUUACGACAUCGGUUUCGGAGUUUACUUUGAGUGGUCCAAACCGGAGACGAAUCAGGUAUCCGUGCAUAUAAGCGAGUCCGAGGACGAGGACGACGAGGAGGAGGAAUACGAAUCACGAGAAGACCUGGAGAGUGGAUCGGUAAACGGCAACCCUCGACCUGAACGUAAAACGAUUACGCCACCCAUAAGCGUUAUAGUACCUGUAUAUAGGAGAGACUCUCAAGAAGAGAUUUACGCUGGAAGUCAUCAGUAUCCAGGCGAGGGAGUGUAUCUUCUAAAGUUCGACAACUCUUAUUCGCUUUGGCGGAGUAAAACGCUUUACUACCGAGUGUAUUACACACGGCAGAACUUCGUGAAGAAUAAUGAUUAGUCUUUAUAUUACAUAUUGAAACGAGAUGUGUAUCGGGUAUACGUCGUCGUCUGUUGAGCACUAGCCUUGGCAUAAUAAUUGUCUACUAAUAAUGCUAGUCCAACUAAAUAAGUUUUAUGUCCCAAUUCGAUUCGCGCAAAAGCGACAAAAUCUGUUCACACAUACAAAGAAAAUAUAUUUAUUGUAUAGUCAAAUAAGAA